Cydia strobilella is the source of this 1731-nucleotide messenger RNA. RefSeq names its product cytosol aminopeptidase-like. The transcript has 12 exons. The record is from RefSeq and is a predicted model, not a curated record. The coding region runs from base 115 to 1731 and encodes 538 amino acids. Gene Ontology annotation, biological process: proteolysis. NCBI's taxonomy places the organism in Eukaryota, Metazoa, Arthropoda, Insecta, Lepidoptera, Tortricidae. Gene Ontology annotation, molecular function: manganese ion binding; metalloaminopeptidase activity. Gene Ontology annotation, cellular component: cytoplasm.
AAAUUACAAAAAUAUUAAUCACCAUUUCCCAAAAUCUAGAUGGCUUAAUUUUCUUACCAUACACAAUGUGUAUUUAACUUUCAGUUUACAUUAUUUUUGUAUAUUUUUUUUGUCAUGGGUUUGUCUAAAUUAUUGUUUAGUUCUAGAUAUUGUCAGAAUGGGGUGUGGUACAUGGGCCGAAGGCUGUUGGCCUCCGAAGCCGGUCACUCACCUUGUGAAAGCAGUGGUCAUAAGGAAUCAGCAAAAAGUGGAGGCAGUGCAGGAGCCGUGAAUUCGAAAGCGGCAGUAUGCGGUGUGUAUACUACAGAAGGCCAGUUCGAGCUGACUGGGUGGGCUAAAAACGUUGAUGCAGCGGCCGGUAAUAAACUCACCCAGCAUCUCAACGUGCUGGGGCCUGAAUUUAAAGUGGGGCAAGCGGUCGUGGUGACUGACGUGGGCGAGUAUGAGGCCGUCGCUCUUGCCAGCUUCGGGCCCGAGCACGCCGGCGAGGAUGAACUUGAAGGUUUUCAUGUAGGGAAGGAGAACACACGCUGGGGCAUAGGCGCCGGACAUAAAGUCCUGAAUCCAUACGGUUUUGGAAAACGGCAGAUAUGGUACGACGUUGGCCACCACGCGGACGCCACCGCGGAGAGCUUCACGCUUGCCGAGUGGAAGUUCGAGAAGUAUCGACACCACCCGCCUCUUCCGCCGGCGGGUCAACCCGCCAUCGAAUCCGACGCCGCGACGGACGGACAGAUUCGAGCCCACGCCCAGAACUGGGCCAGAUACCUCUCCGACAUGCCGGCUAACAAGAUGACACCCACGGAUGUUGCGCAGGAAGCAAUAGACAUACUUUGCCCACUUGGCGUCAAAGUAACCGCACACGACAAGAGCUGGAUCGAGGCCAACAACAUGCAGGCGUUCCUCACCGUAGCCAGGGGUUCCUGCGAACCCCCAAUCUUUCUCGAGUGCGAGUAUAAAGGCCUGGAUAGUGGGAAUGUUAUUCUUAUGGCGGCUAAGGGCGUGACUUUUGACAGCGGCGGUCUGUGCCUCAAGAAGCCUUCGGAUAUGAUCGAGAACAGAGGAAGUAUGGCGGGCGCCGCUUGCGCGCUCGGUGCGAUACGGGCUUUAGCUGAGCUCAAGGCAAAAGUCAACGUGACUUUAGUGGUGCCGCUCUGCGAGAACAUGAUCUCAGGCCAAUGUAUGAAGGUCGGCGACAUUGUACCCGCUCUCAACGGGAUCAACAUACAGAUUGAAGACACGGAUAUGGAAGGCAGGUUGAUGUUGGCAGACGCGCUGGUGUACGGACAGGCCAAGUACAGGCCCUACACCGUCGUCGAUGUGGCUACGCUUACACACGGAAUCAAGAUGGCGACCGGCGGCGGCUGCUACGGCUGCUUCUCCAACACGGAGUGGCUGUGGGAGUGCGCCCGGCGAGCCGGCGCUGUGUCCGGCGACCGGCCCUGGAGGUUCCCGCUCUGGGAUUAUUACAAGAGGCAAAUUGUUGACGAUCCAUCAGUGGAUUUAAGGAACCGGGGUUCAGGAAAAGCAACGCCCUGCAUUGGUGCGGCUUUCCUACAGCAAUUCGUCUGCACCGAUUGGCUACACUUCGACAUAACCGGCGUCGGUAAACUGGCGCACGACCCGCCGCCAUACUUGUGCUCGAAGCGCAUGAGCGGCCGUCCCACACGAGCGUUGACGCACACCCUCGUGAACAUAGCCAUGCAUGACGAGUGCAGGACCAAGUCAUAG